AUGUCAUCUUUCAGUCUUACCAACGACUCACUUCUGGGGAUCCUCAACAUCAUAAAGUUCUUGUUCUCAAUCACUAUCCUCUUGGUCGGAAUCUUGCUAAGCGAAAACGCAGCCUUAACGGACUGCGACCGUUUCUUCUACAAGCCGCUUAUCUGGUUCGGAGUCUUUCUCCUGCUCGUCUCUUUGACAGGCUUUAUCGGGGCCUGCUUCUACGGCCACUUGCCACGCAUGCUCUGGGUCUACCAAGUCCUCAUGUUUCUUCUCAUUGUAGCCGGCAUCAUUUUCACUAUUUUCGCUUUUGCGGUAACUAAUAAAGGCGGUGGUCGGUUGUUACCCGGUGCUGGAUAUAAAGUGUACAGGCUGGGAGAUUACUCUAACUGGCUUCAAAAUCGACUUAAUAACAACAGGAAUUGGAAUAAGAUCAAGACCUGUUUGGUUGAAUCCAAGGUUUGCAGUGAUUUAUAUUCCAAGUAUUGGGAUGUUAGUUUCAACAAAUUCCAUCAAAAGCCCUUGAAUCCUAUUCAGACUGGUUGUUGUAAGCCGCCAAACGAAUGUGGGUUUACGUACGUGAAUCCAGCACGUUGGGUGGAGGAGAAUUGGCAAGUGUACUCUGAAAAUCCUGAUUGCAAGGCAUGGGAUAAUGAUCAAAAUAUACUAUGCUACAAUUGCGAAUCGUGCAAGGCAGGGGUUUUAGACAACACCAAGCAUUCGUGGAAGAAGGUUCAGUGGUUUUACGUCAUAUGCCAGAUGUUGCUCAUCAUUAUGUAUGCAGUUGGUUGCUUUGCUUUCAGAAACAUAUUGAUCGAUGAGAGUUGA
Gossypium raimondii (Peruvian cotton) is the source of this 816-nucleotide messenger RNA. RefSeq names its product tetraspanin-8. The transcript has 2 exons. Gene Ontology annotation, biological process: auxin-activated signaling pathway. The record is from RefSeq and is a predicted model, not a curated record. The coding region runs from base 1 to 816 and encodes 271 amino acids. Lineage: Eukaryota; Viridiplantae; Streptophyta; Magnoliopsida; Malvales; Malvaceae. Gene Ontology annotation, cellular component: plasmodesma; plasma membrane.